CCUCAUUUAUAUUGUUACUUUAACAGAACGUAUUAAAUAAAUGUGACAUUUACCUCAGGCCAAAGGGUAAAUGCGUAGAAUAAUUGUGCUUCAUAACCAUCCAUGAAUUUCGAGGACGAUGGGCGGAACGCUGGGGUUGGUCAAACCUGAGCUGAGUCAGUUCCAGAAAAACAAGCUUCUGCACGAGUUUCACACGUUUUUCGAUUUAAACAAAGACGGGUCUCUGGAAUGGAGGGACUUUGAUCUGGCGAGACAGAAAAUCUGCGCAUUGAGCGGAUGGAAGAUCGGUACAGAAAAAUUCAUGCGCACACAAGAACUGUUUGUUGAAAUAUGGCGGCGGCUGUCAGACGAGGCCGACGAGAAUAAUGACGGCAAGGUCACAGAAGAUGAAUGGCUGAAGAUGUGGGAGAUGUUCCACAAGGAUGGCUUCAAGAAGAACGAGAGGAAGACCGACAAGGAGAAGAGGGAGAUGGACAAACUGGAGGCGUAUGACCUUCCCGACUGGCUGAAGCGGUAUAUCGAGUAUAAGUUCAACCUCUAUGACAGGACGGGAGACGGUGUCAUCGACGUGGAUGAGUUUGAGUACGUCCUGGGGGAUUUCGGCGUCUCCUGUAAAGAUGCCCGAGCAUGCUUCCUGAUAUUCUCCAUGAACCAUGAGAAGAAGAUCAACCUGGAGUACUUCAAGGAGCUGUCCUCAGAGUACUACCGUGCAGACGACCCCGGUGCUCUGGGAAACUUCAUUACAGGAAGAUUGGAUUUCUCCUGAACAUUACAAUAUUUACACAUACCAUGCAGGAGAGCAACUCGUCUGCUGACCCCAGAAUUCAUGGACAUCUUGCCAAAGAAUUAUUCUUUACGUAUAUUAUUAAUCUUAUUUUAUUUAAUAGUCAAAGAAGGUUGACAUCGGCGAAUUUAAUCUUUGAUAGACAUUUAUAAGCUGGAGGAACAUGACAUCUGUUGUGGACGACCUUUUUAAUAUUUAUAUUCUUUUGAGACGUUACAAGAGUUCACAAAGUCGUUAUCCAUGAAAUAGUGUCAUGUGUUCAUAUUGAACGUCAGAGCUUGUUGUUUAUUUGUAGGUGCCGGGAUGUCAGGUGGGUGGCAGUAGUUGUCAUUUAAAAAUGUUUCAUAAGAUGGCAGGGUAUGAGAAAUAUGAUCCAGUCUUACAAUCAUGAGACUAUUCUCACCCUCUCUCUCUCUCUCUCUCUCUUCUCUCUCUCUCUCUCACUCACUCUCUCUCUCUCUCUCUCUCUCUCCCUUUCUCUCUCUAUCUCUCUCUCACACACACACUGUAUUUUUUAAAAUCCACACACACACCACUCAUUGUAACAAAUCACCAGUCACUUAACACAAUUGUGUACCACACAAAAUACACGAAUAUGGUGGUCAAAUGUAACAUGUGUUAUAUUUGGGAUUACACUUUCUUAGUAAAGUACAGAUUCUAGUACUUUUGUUGGGUUCAGUCCCAUGGGUAUUUGAACUCA
This is a messenger RNA of Haliotis rubra (blacklip abalone), 1484 nucleotides long. RefSeq names its product calexcitin-2-like. The coding region runs from base 119 to 766 and encodes 215 amino acids. The transcript has 7 exons. Lineage: Eukaryota; Metazoa; Mollusca; Gastropoda; Lepetellida; Haliotidae. The record is from RefSeq and is a predicted model, not a curated record. Gene Ontology annotation, molecular function: calcium ion binding.